GCUAAUUUUUCUGCUUUUCAUUUCUUUUCUAGCUGGCUCUCUGUUCGAGAAUCCAACUUAAACGUGACUCGCCUGAGGUGUUUCCGAGAUGGCGGAUUCCGGUGAAUCUCAGAUGAAGAUAGUAAAUGGUGAAGCUGGUUAUGUGCUCGAAGAUGUGCCUCACUUGACUGAUCAUAUUCCUGAUCUCCCUACUUAUCCAAAUCCAUUACAAGACAAUCCUGCAUAUUCAGCGGUCAGGCAGUACUUUGUUAAUGUGGAUGAUACUGUUGCCCAAAAGAUUGUUGUUCACAAGGAUGGUCCGAGAGGGACACACUUUCGGCGUGCUGGACCUCGCCAGAAGGUGUAUUUUGAGUCCGAUGAAGUACACGCAUGUAUUGUAACAUGUGGUGGUCUAUGUCCUGGGCUGAAUACAGUGAUCAGGGAGAUUGUUUGUGGCCUUUAUCAUAUGUACGGUGUUACCAAAGUUCUUGGGAUUGACGGAGGAUACAGGGGUUUCUAUUCCAAAAAUACAAUUUCUUUGACUCCUAAAUUUGUCAAUGACAUUCAUAAACGUGGUGGUACUAUCUUGGGGACAUCACGAGGUGGCCAUGAUACGUCAAAGAUAGUUGACAGCAUUCAGGAUCGUGGGAUUAAUCAGGUCUACAUAAUUGGAGGUGAUGGAACUCAGAAAGGAGCAGCAGUCAUUUAUGAGGAAAUCCAAAGACGUGAGCUAAAAGUUGCAGUUGCUGGAAUCCCAAAGACUAUUGACAAUGACAUUCCCGUUAUUGACAAGUCCUUUGGUUUUGACACUGCGGUUGAGGAGGCUCAACGUGCAAUUAACGCAGCACAUGUCGAGGCUGAAAGUACGGAGAAUGGUAUUGGUGUUGUGAAGCUAAUGGGACGAUAUAGCGGCUUCAUUGCAAUGUAUGCUACACUUGCCAGCCGGGAUGUGGAUUGUUGUUUGAUUCCAGAGUCACCCUUCUAUCUUGAAGGACAAGGUGGCCUUUUUGAGUUCAUUGAAAAACGACUUAAAGAAAAUGGGCACAUGGUCAUCGUUAUUGCUGAGGGAGCAGGACAGGAUCUUCUUUCAAAAAGCCUGGAAUCCAUGGACCAGCAAGAUGCUUCAGGAAAUAAGCUGCUUCAAGAUGUUGGUUUAUGGAUGUCCCAGAGGAUCAAGGACCAUUUUUCAAAAGAGCAAAAGAUGAACAUCACUCUUAAAUAUAUUGAUCCGACAUAUAUGAUCCGUGCAAUUCCUAGCAAUGCAUCUGAUAAUGUAUACUGCACUCUCCUUGCUCAUAGUGCAGUCCAUGGGGCAAUGGCUGGAUACACAGGCUUCACAGUUGGACCUGUCAAUGGUCGGCAUGCUUACAUUCCUUUCAAUCGGAUCACAGAGAAGCAGAACAAGGUAGUAAUUACUGACAGGAUGUGGGCAAGACUUUUAUCUUCAACUGACCAGCCAAGUUUCCUGAGCGCCAGAGUUGCAAGUAAAGCCAAGGCACAGAAGGAACCUUCAACGUUGUCGGACGGAAAUAAUUUGAAAGAGACGAAGCAGUAAUUAGAGGCGUUACUACUUGUAAGAAGUUCGGUGUGGUGUUAGUGUGUUUCUAAGCAGUGGUUGCUUUUCUAACUGGAUUACAUUUUUGUCAUAAUCGAAAGUAUCUAGUCGAUGAAUAGUGAUCAAUAUUUUGACUAAGCUAUGUACUUGUUGCG
Messenger RNA from Manihot esculenta (cassava), 1689 nucleotides. RefSeq names its product ATP-dependent 6-phosphofructokinase 3. The record is from RefSeq and is a predicted model, not a curated record. Gene Ontology annotation, cellular component: cytoplasm. The transcript is spliced from 13 exons. Lineage: Eukaryota; Viridiplantae; Streptophyta; Magnoliopsida; Malpighiales; Euphorbiaceae. Gene Ontology annotation, molecular function: ATP binding; 6-phosphofructokinase activity. The coding region runs from base 89 to 1534 and encodes 481 amino acids. Gene Ontology annotation, biological process: fructose 6-phosphate metabolic process; glycolytic process.